AUGAAGUACUUGUCUGCUUACCUUUUGUGCGUUCUCGGUGGUAACGCCACCCCAUCUGCCUCUGAUGUCACCAAGGUUCUCGCCUCCGUCGGUGCCGUCACUGAUGCCGCCCGUGUUGAGGCCGUCGUUGCCCAGCUCGCUGGUAAGGACAUCAACGCCGUGAUUGCCGCCGGAAGAGGCAAGAUCGGAUCUGCCCCAGCCGCCGCUGCCGCUGCUGCCCCAGUUGCCGCCGCCGCCGCCGCUGCCCCAGCUGCUGCUGCUGCUGCUCCAAAGAAGGAGGAGAAGAAGGAGGAGUCUGAUGACGAUAUGGGAAUGGGUCUCUUCGACUAA
Molecule: messenger RNA, 330 nt
Organism: Acytostelium subglobosum LB1
Lineage: Eukaryota; Evosea; Eumycetozoa; Acytosteliales; Acytosteliaceae
Exons: 1
Coding region: 1-330 (109 amino acids)
Biological process (GO): cytoplasmic translational elongation; translation
Cellular component (GO): cytosolic large ribosomal subunit; ribosome
Molecular function (GO): structural constituent of ribosome
Source: RefSeq, a predicted model, not a curated record